CAUUUCCACACUUAAACUAGCAAAGAGCUAGUUUUAUCAAAAUUUUAUCAGCUACCUUUGAUCAUUUCGCAUUAACUCACAGUUUGCGAAGUAAUAUAUCAUAAAAAUCAUAACGAUGGAGGACAUCGAGAUGAAAGAAAAAUGUUUGAGUAUCUGCAAGGAUUUUUUAGGUGGAGCGUGGUUGAAAGUUACGAUGGAUGAUUUUGUUUUCAGUAUGAUAACCGGAGGGUUGAGCAAUCAUUUGUAUAUGUGUGCACUACCAAAUCAUAUAUUGCCCCAUUCCGAUAAUUCUAAUGUUCCGCCUAAGGUUCUUGUCCGUAUUUACGGACAAAUUAUACACGAGGAUCCAGAAACUGUUGUGAUCGAUUCCGUUGUAUUUACAUCAUUAGCCGAAAAAGGCCUUGGACCAAAAUUAUAUGGUGUUUUUACUGGUGGAAGAGUUGAGCAAUACGUCAACUCUAGGCAUCUUUAUACUGAAGAACUUGCAAUUCCUAGUAUAUCAUCCGAGUGUGCAAAGAUUAUGGCCUCUUUUCAUAAAUUAAACAUGCCACUAGUGAAAAAACCAAAGUGGCUGUUUGAAACAAUUACAAGAUAUCUAGAUGAAGUCUUAAAUAAUGUGUCAUUCGACAGCGAACAGAUUGAGAACACUGCCAAACUAGAAAGAUUAUUAUCUUUGGGCUUAGCCAAGGAAGAAACGGAAUUAAAAAGCAUACUGCUACAAGUACAUAGUCCAGUUGUUUUUUGUCAUAAUGACAUGCAGGAGGGAAAUAUACUCUUUAUCGAAAAUUCGGAUGAACCAGAUGAUUGGAAACUGAAAGCAAUUGAUUUUGAAUAUUCUUCAUAUAACUAUAGAGCGUAUGACAUAGCAAAUCAUUUCGUUGAGUGGUGCUACGAUUAUUCACAUGCAGAACAUCCAUAUUACCUAGCUGAUAUCAGCAAAUAUCCGACAAAGAAACAACAAUAUCACUUUUUUAGACAUUAUUUAGCGGAAAUGGAAGACGAAAACAUUAAUUUUGACCGAGAACUUGAUAAUUUAUACAAAGAAGUUGCUGCGUUUACAUUAGCAUCACAUUUUUUCUGGGGUCUAUGGUCGAUCGUUCAAGCGCAUGUUGCAACAAUCAAUUUUUCAUAUCUCGAUUACGCACUUAUUCGUUUUGAACAUUAUUUUAAACAGAAAAAGGACGCAUUAAUGAUUUUAAAGUCCGAUAAUAAUACUUGUGAUUAA
This is a messenger RNA of Dimorphilus gyrociliatus, 1225 nucleotides long. The record is from the annotation of a GenBank genome assembly. Lineage: Eukaryota; Metazoa; Annelida; Polychaeta; Dinophilidae.